CAACGAGCGAGCAGAGGUCCAAGUUUUACCAUCCGUACUCGCCUUAUAAGAUCCAACUGGAUUUUAUGGAAUCAUUGUACGAUGUCUUGGAAAAUGGUUACAAGAUUGGUAUCUUUGAGAGCCCCACUGGUACAGGGAAGACAUUAUCUCUCAUCUGCGCUACAAUGACAUGGCUUCGUGAGCAGAAGGCCAAAGGUGAUGAUAGUGUUGUGGAUGAUGAUAGCGAUGACGAUCCUGACUGGGUCAAGGAGUCGUUCUUUAAAAUGACAAAUACCAAGAGACACGAUGCUGGAGUUGCGUACGAGAAGCACUUGGAUGAGUUGCACAAAUCGUCAAGACCAAAGGUUUUGAAGGAACACACAUUCCCCAACAGAAAGAAACUGAAGUCUGUCACAGUCGAAUUGGAUAAGGAGCAGGAUGAUCAAUUCUUGCUUGAUGAUUACCACUCAGAUGAUGAGUCUUCAGCUGUUACUCAACUGGAUCGAAAUUCCGAGCUUGCUCUAGAGAUCAAAAGCCUGAUGAAGAAGAUAAACGGGGUGAAAAGAGACGAUGGUGAUUUGCUGGAUCAAGCCACCAAGAUUAUCUUCUCUUCCAGAACGCAUUCACAGUUGAACCAAUUCUCAUCUCAAUUAUCACUACCCAACUUUCCCUCCACAUACCCUGAUCAUUCCGAACGCCUAAAGUAUUUGCCCUUGGGUUCAAGGAAGCAGUUGUGCAUUAACGAUGAAGUUUCCAAGAUAAAGGAUAUUACACUGCUUAAUGAAACAUGUUUAGAGCUUCAUAAACCUGAUGCUACGAAAAAAUGUCCGUUUUAUCCAUCCUCAAAGAAUGAGGACCUUCAAGAGCUGUCCUUUGAAUUCAGAGAUUCCCUGUUUGCAGAGGUACACGACAUUGAAGACUUACCUCAGAUCGGGGAGAAACUUCACAUAUGCCCCUAUUAUUCUGUCAGAAAGGGUAUUGGCUAUUCAGAGGUGAUGACGUUACCGUAUCAAUUGUUACUGUCGAAGAACUCAAGAGAUGCGUUGGGAAUAUCUGUUAAAGGUGCCAUAGUGGUAAUUGACGAAGCACAUAAUCUACUAGAUACCAUCACAUCCAUGAAUUCUGUUUCCGUUAUGGUGCAAGAGUUUGAGUUGUGUGUUGAGUCUUUGAAGAAGUACCUUUCAAGGUUCACGAGACGUCUGAAUGGUGGUAACAGAAUCAAUCUGAUGAAGCUGAUUAAAAUUAUGAAUCUCAUACUGAAAUCAGUGAACUCGACAGAGAAGAUAACCCCUGGUAAACCGAUAGUCGUUACAGAUAUGCUGCAAGGCACUACUGGUGAUCUGUUGAAUAUUCACAAAUUGGAUAAGUAUUUCACCGUUUCAAAGCUCCCUUACAAGCUUGAAUCGUAUAUGAGCAAAGAAGAUAGACACAGAACACCGAUACUAUUCAAAAUCGUGGAGUUCUUGAAAGCUAUGUCGAAUCCAUCUAGGGAAGGGAAAUUCUUCUAUGACGUAAAGGCGAAUGGUGUUUCGUUGAACUACAUGCUAUUAGAUCCAUCCGAUGCGUUCAAAGACAUUGUCCUGGAAAGCAAAUGUGUUAUCCUUGCGGGUGGUACUAUGGAGCCCACAGAAGAUUACUAUAACUACUUGUUCCCCUAUAUUGAUACGCAACGAAUUAAGAAGUUCACUUGUGGUCAUAUCAUCCCAAAGGAGAAUCUUGAAGUUUUCCUGGUUGAAGGCAGCGAAGGCUACGACUUCGAGUUCUCCUUUGAGAAGAGAAAUGAUACCAAAAUGAUAGUAGAACUUGGAAAGUCCAUUCUUGGACUAAUUGAAAAGAUCCCAGCAGGCGUUGUCGUAUUUCUACCAAGUUAUAAGUACCUGUCGCAAGUCAUCGAAACUUGGAAGAAAUCAGGCAUCUACGACUCAAUUGACAACUUGAAGAAGGUUUACACCGAAUCAUCAUCCACCAACGUGCUUGAUGAUUAUUCAACCACAAUCUCCUCCGGCAAAGGUGCACUUCUCUUAUCUGUUGUUGGAGGCCGUCUAUCUGAAGGAAUCAACUUCUCCGACAACCUGGCCAGAGCAGUAAUGUUGAUUGGCCUUCCUUACCCCAAUGCUUUUUCCGGUGAGAUCAUAUCCAAGAGGAAGUUCAUCGAAGACCAGGUUAUGGAGCGCACCAACGACAAGAGACAGGCCAUGGAAGCUACAAGAGACUUCUACGAGAACAUAUGUAUGAGGGCUGUUAACCAGUCUGUUGGCCGUUCGAUAAGACACAGGCAUGACUACGCAACAAUAUACCUGUUCGAUAAACGCUACCGGAAAACCAGCAUUCAGAACAAGCUCAGUGACUGGAUCAAGCAGAGAGUGUCACACCAAAUGAGCCUCAAGGAGAUCAUUAGAGCUACUGAUAGCUUCUUCCGUAAUAAGAAGUGAAAUACAUAGCAACA
Williopsis jadinii is the source of this 2425-nucleotide messenger RNA. It is a transcript of the gene CHL1, whose product is annotated as DNA helicase. Gene Ontology annotation, molecular function: hydrolase activity, acting on acid anhydrides, in phosphorus-containing anhydrides; DNA helicase activity; DNA binding. Lineage: Eukaryota; Fungi; Ascomycota; Saccharomycetes; Phaffomycetales; Wickerhamomycetaceae. Gene Ontology annotation, cellular component: nucleus. Gene Ontology annotation, biological process: nucleobase-containing compound metabolic process; establishment of sister chromatid cohesion. The transcript has a single exon. The record is from RefSeq and is a predicted model, not a curated record. The coding region runs from base 66 to 2411 and encodes 781 amino acids.